Conger conger (European conger) is the source of this 3705-nucleotide messenger RNA. RefSeq names its product protein phosphatase 1, regulatory subunit 3B (gene ppp1r3b). The transcript has 3 exons. Gene Ontology annotation, molecular function: protein phosphatase 1 binding; glycogen binding. Gene Ontology annotation, biological process: regulation of glycogen biosynthetic process. The coding region runs from base 236 to 1120 and encodes 294 amino acids. Gene Ontology annotation, cellular component: protein phosphatase type 1 complex. The record is from RefSeq and is a predicted model, not a curated record. NCBI's taxonomy places the organism in Eukaryota, Metazoa, Chordata, Actinopteri, Anguilliformes, Congridae.
CUUAACGUAGAAUAUAUAUUACUGUACGUUUCUAAAAGCUAGAAAUGUAGUGUGGACCAGGAGCCCUGCGAAGCAUUAACUUCUCUCACCUCAACUGACCUUUGGCAUUGUUUCAGAUGAACUGCACGAGGAAGCAGGAUACAAGCAAAGGAGCCACUCACUUUAGUUGCGUCAUGCGUGCUACAAUCAAAAGAUAAUAUACAGUGUGUUGAGCUUCUUCCACUCCAAGUCCACCAUGCCGAUCGAGCUGGCCAUGCCUCUGUACCUGUCGCGGGAUGACUACCGGCAGCGGCGGUGCUUGAAGAAGGUGGAGCCCCUACGCCCCUGUCUCCCCCGCCCAAUCCCCCCCAGGCCCGAGGAGUCCGGCGCCGCCCCCGGCAACCGCGCCAAAACCAAAAAGCAGGUGUCAUUCGCCGACCACAAAGGCCUGUCCCUGACCGCGGUCAAGGUGUUCUCCGAGUUCGAGGACCCCAUCGACAUCCCGCUGAGCGUGCGGGACCUCCUGGGCUCCAUGACGGGGCUGUGCCUGGCCGGAGCCUGGGCCGGGGCCGGGGCCGGGGGCGGGAACGAUCUGGUCCUGGACUUUGCCCAGCCGUCCUCGGACUACCUGCUGUUCCGCCGGCGCCUGGAGCAGCAGAAGGUGUGCCUGGAGCACUGCACGCUGCGGGAGCGCUCGCUGAGCGGCACGGUCGCGGUCAGGAACCUGUCCUACGAGAAGACGGUCAAGGUGCGCAUCACCUUCGACACCUGGAAGACCCACGCCGACGUGGAGUGCGGCUACGUGAAGGACACGUACGCGGGCGGCUCCGACCGGGACACCUUCUCCUUCCAGCUGGGCCUGCCUGAGGAGCUGCGCCCGCACGAGCGCGUGGAGUUCGCCGUCUGCUACCAGGCCGCCGGCCAGGCCUACUGGGACAGCAACCAGGACCAGAACUACGGCAUCGUCCGGGCGGCGCUGAAGAAGGGGCGCGGUGAGGGGUCGACCGGCGGGCCGCAGCGACAGGGCCCCGCGGAGCCCGACAUUCAAAUGGACCCCUACGGGAGCCCCCGCUGCUCCCACGGCAUCUUCCCCGACUGGCCCAGCUACGCCGCCUUCCAGGAAGUGGGACCGUACUACUGAAACCGCGCCUCGCGGAACACGACCGCGCUAUUCACCGCUGAACCGGCAGCUAUCGUGGCGACCGUAGCUAAACCUCAGCCCGCGUCUCUGCGGGCCGCGCCCCGUUGGAAAAUGACUGCGACGCGCGGUACUGUACACAGACAUUUGUGUGUUCUCCGUUAGAACAGGCAAAACUUCAGCCACCUGCUGUUGUGUACGGUCAUCAACAGGCUGAGCUGCCAAACGGGAAGGGGACUGCAGCGGUAUCGGGAGCCGUGCCGCACGGUCAACUUGACCAGACGUGGUCGCCACGGUCAAAAAGCCUGUGGCCCUCAGCAUCGGAGCUGAGUGGUCAGUUUGGCUGCACAAGCUCACAGGAGCCAAAAGGACCAUAGGGGACUAACCAGGAAGCAGCAGGGCUUCAAUCUGCCCAGUGCAAUACCAUGAAGUCUUGUGUUAUUAUAUAUGAGGGGAAAUGAAAUGCAAAGCCAGUUUUCCAGCUGUUUUCAUGGGAAUGACAACGGUUAUUUUAGACCUAGGUCACUUACGCAAGUCCCAAAGAUGUAUUUUAUGUGUGGUGUGCAGUGGAGUUACAAGCUGCGGUAAAUAAUUUAAAAAAGCACCAACCACUCGUUAUACAUGUUGUCCGUUAGGCUGUGUACAGCACAGCUGUGACAUUUGUUAAAGGAAUGACAUUUCAGGCUGUCCACACAGUGGGUGAUGGGAAGAAUUGAGAGCCUUCAUGAAAAAUGAAUGGGAACUCUGUCAAGCUUCUUUUCUCCUGUGAAACGGUAGCUAUGUCUGCAGAGCCAACACUCGCAUACGUGACGGGAAACCGCGUUUCUCACAGAUCUCUGUGGGCUGUCAUUCUUAAAGUGAAACCAAAGGCUAAUGAAUUGUAGCAUAACCCUACGCAUAGCAUAACCCACCCCCCCCUUCCCAGGAGAAAUGCAGUAUACUGAAAAUAGAUUGGCAGAAUGUUGUGACCCUUCACAAUAUUUUGUGCGAAUACACUAGCAGUAUAUAUGUUUUAAAAUAAACUGCUGUGAAAUCUAUUUGUCAUAUUUUCAGAACAUUUAUAAUGUAUUGUAUUAUAUGCUAUUUCCACAAGGAGAGAUGUCCAGUUGAGGAAUUAUUGUCUUGGCAGGGUACGCAAUGAAGUAACAGUAAACCUGCCAUGUACCGUCAGCUUUAACUGUCAUUUAGCCCUACUGCAGAAACAGAGAAGAUUAUCCAAUGUUGUGAGCUGCAGGAUUUGGAAUAACUGUGGCUUGAGGUCCUAAAUGGAGUCAGAAUAUAAAUGCAUUCAGGGGUGACUCUUUAUGACACUUUUAGGUUCCGUUUUGAUGUAAGGUGGAUUAUGAGGUUGAAAUAUCUGGUGGCUGAAGGCUUACUCUUGCUUCUCAAUGAAUUUCAAUCACCACAGAGGUCACCAGCUUUUGUUCGUUGGCUGCCAUUCUUGUAAAUGCUACCAUAAUCUGAGUUGUUUACAGUAAAACAUUUUGUAGAUAUCCUCAUUUUAUGAUCCCUGAAUGUCCUACGCUUGAUUUCUGGUGGUAUAACCACAGACAUUGAUCUCCGUGUGGCUUUCUGUGUGGGUUCCUGCUUGUGGGGCCGUUUUGUGCAAAAGGCAAAGGGCCAGUUCUCAUGUAAGAUUGCCUUUGUCACAACAGAAAUAUGCCGUUAAUGCAUAUUGGCCUUCAUUAACUGUUAUUGUUAAUUGAUUUCUAUGACAGUAACUUGUGUUCUACUUAAGGUUGUGGCUCAAGGUUCUGAACAUGCUUAAACUUUCUUUUCCUUUUUUGAGUGUAUUCAUUAAAACGUGAGACCCAACGAAGUGAUUAUACUUGUGUAAAGAUGCCAGGAACCUGAGAAAUGUAAAGUCAUGUCACUGUAAAUGAGUGGACUAUUACUCAUUGUGUUCCACUGAUCCAAUAACAGUGAUAUUACUUUUUUAUGAAAUUAAUGUAUGAAAAAAGAUAAACUAAUUUAAAGACAAUUAUUACUUGGAAACAUUUUUAAUUGUUAUUAUUGAACAAUGAUGGAGUUCAAGAAAGUAACCCAGUAUUUUGUGAUGUAAUUAUAUUUGGUGUUAUGGGCAAUUAUGAUCUGUGAAGUUCAAAUCUGUUUUAAAAGUUAAGGUUUUAAGAGUUUGUCUGGUGUCCUGUUUUACUGUGUCAAUAUCAAAUGUUAAGGUGAUGUGCUUCCCCCAGAAUAAUAUAACUCACUACAAUUUUAAUGUUUGAGAAUGUUUAGGGUAUAGAGGGAAAUGCUUGCUUUGUGCAGUUACAUGUUAGUUUAAAUUUGCCUUGCACUUUAUAAGAACCCUAACACUAAUUUACAGAAAAUAAGAGGAAAAAUAUGUAUGCCAUUCACUAAUUUUGGUGUCAGGCAUUUUGUAGUUUGGUAGUUGGGGUCAUUAUGCGGUAAUUGUACAUUGUGGUGACUUUUGUUCAUUCUGUUUGUUCUGCAAAACAUACCUUCACCAGGGUGUUUGUGUUUCCCCUGUCACUGCUUAUUCAUUGUCUGUGAAAUCCUCAUAGUUUGUAUUCAAGCUGGUCACUAUUUUUUGAUUUUUUUGUAAAUAAAGUCACUUUUUGAAAAUA